Molecule: messenger RNA, 396 nt
Organism: Bathycoccus prasinos
Lineage: Eukaryota; Viridiplantae; Chlorophyta; Mamiellophyceae; Mamiellales; Bathycoccaceae
Exons: 1
Coding region: 1-396 (131 amino acids)
Source: RefSeq, a predicted model, not a curated record
AUGGAGCAUUGGUCACUCGAGACGAAGAACACUGGAUUUGUCCGAAUUUGGCUUCAGAAAGAUGCAUUUCGAGUGGACACUUUUUCAGUUCCCCCUAAAAAACACAAAAACGCCACCAACUUCCUCAUUAAAACAAACAAACACAGAACACAAUGUCUGGACGUGGUAAAGGUAAAUCCUCCAAAAAAGCUGUCUCGCGAUCCGCGAAGGCUGGCCUCCAAUUCCCGGUUGGCCGUAUCGCUAGGUACGUUUUGUUAUAUCGUUUACAUUUUUUACAGUCCCAAAACCCAAAACCUUGACGAGAGCGAUUUGGAUGAGUUGGAAAUGCGUCCGUUCCUCGAAUACUACGAUUUUGAAAUUACAAGCGCUGACUUUAAACUCUCUUUCUAUCCAUAA